This is a messenger RNA of Cloeon dipterum, 13896 nucleotides long. RefSeq names its product probable E3 ubiquitin-protein ligase HERC1. NCBI's taxonomy places the organism in Eukaryota, Metazoa, Arthropoda, Insecta, Ephemeroptera, Baetidae. Gene Ontology annotation, molecular function: ubiquitin-protein transferase activity; protein binding. The record is from RefSeq and is a predicted model, not a curated record. The coding region runs from base 110 to 13789 and encodes 4559 amino acids. The transcript has 62 exons.
GUAAAAAAAGCAAAACAAAAUCGUCCAACUCCAUAAACAGUUGUGGGAGGGUGAAAUGGAAAUGUCUAACUUUGGUAAAUUUCGCAAAAUUUGGCUCUGAGUCGGAACCAUGAACGACUUCAUGUCCGACUUAACAACACCGAAUAUAAAGCUGAAAUGGGCCGACCACCUGAACAGCUCCUGGGCGAGCGAAAACUGUGACACAAUCGCCACCAGGGAGGGCAUCCACUUACUCUACGAAAGAUUGGUUGCCAACAAGGAAAUUGUGGUUUCGGCACCAGCAAACUCCACAAAUCCAGGACCUGCUUUUCCUGAGUUUGAUACACAGGAAAAUUUGACCAGUGAUGAUUUGGAAAGUCACAUACUGAGCCUGCUUGCUGCCCAACGAGAUCUUGCCCAGUCGAUAUGCUCCGAGUCACCAUUCGCAUCAAUCUUGAGGCAAAGGUUGACUAUGCUGAGAAGAAUGUUUCAUGCCAUUGUGUCAAAAUACCAUGAAGCUCCUAGAACGCAAGUCAUUCAUUGCAGCCAGGAUAAUGAACAAGCCAGUGGCUCUGUGGAAGUUUCUCAGGAAAAAACAAACUCUGGAUCUUCAGCUCUUGUUGAACUUGGCGUCACCACAGGGCUCAGUUUGCUGUUCUCUUUGUUACAACUAAACUGGAGAUCGAGUUCAGCAGAGGGGGCUCCUGAGAUGUGCAGUGAAGUGCUGCGAACAGCUUGCACCGUGGUUCGAGCUCUGCAACCCCUGUCGUUGGCCAACGAGUCUCAGAUCCCUCCCCUUGGCCUCAAAGCUCUGAGGGACAUUUCCAGUUUUCUACGAAAAACGUCCUUGCCAUCAUCAGGAGCUGAUUUUACAGGAAGACAUCUGUCAGCUGAGUUGCUGCUGGGAUUGGCAUUGCAGAGAGGAUCGCUCUGCUACCUCUUGGAAUGGGUCCAAAUGGCCAUUCAAGCAUCUGUGAUCGGACAAAAGGAAGCGCUGAUUCCCUCUCUGAGUUUCUUGGACUGGCUGAGUCAAAUGCAGGGAGGUUCACAUUCAAGUCACGAAAGUUUCCAAGGAGACCCCAGGGGGUUCAUUCCCCUUUACCAAGCGGCCCUUUGCUUGAUGGGCAAGCUUGUGGCUUUGGCUAGUGAGCACAUGCACUUUGGAUUGUGCAGUUCGGAUAGUAAAAGUGAAACCAGCAAAAUUCCUUUGGAACAAAAUGCUGUCAAGAGCUGUGAUGUGUACGUGUGGGGAAGUAAUUCAUCUCACCAGCUGGCAGAGACUUCGCCAGAGAAAAUAUUUAUACCUCAGCUUGCAACUACGUUCAGCAACGUCCAACAGGUUGAAGCUGGUCAGUAUUGCACAUUUGUAGUCCACAAUAAUGGCGCUGUAAGUGCCUGCGGAAAAGGAACGUACGGCCGCCUAGGCCUGGGAGACUCGUCAAACCACACUCAGCUCAAGAUUCUGGCUUUGGAUUCGAAAGUGAAGUGUUUGUCCUCCUCUAAAGGCAGUGACGGGCACUCCAUUGCUUUAACUGAGGAUGGCAUGGUCUACAGUUGGGGAGACGGUGACUACGGAAAACUCGGGCACGGAAAUUGUGCAACGCAGAAGUUUCCGAGACUCGUCACAGGUGCCCUCUCAGGAAAAGUGGUUGUAGCUGUGCAUGCAGGCUACCGGCACAGCGCAGCAGUCACUGAGGAUGGAGAGCUCUACACCUGGGGUGAAGGCGAUUACGGGAGACUAGGUCACGGUGACAGUGUUGGUCGCAACAUGCCAACGCUGGUGCGAGAUAUUGCCGGAGUUGGUGGGGUAGCGUGUGGCAGCGCUCACACUUUGGCAGUGUCUAUGGAUGGGAAAACUGUCUGGUCAUUUGGAGGAGGGGACAACGGGAAACUGGGCCAUGGCGACACUUCUCAGGUUUACAGACCAAAGGUGAUCGAAGCACUGCAAGGCUUGUACAUCAGAAAAGUUGCUGCUGGCAGCACUUUUUCACUAGCAUUGACCUCUAAUGGACAAGUCUGGGUUUGGGGAAGCGGUCCUUGCUUGGCAAGUGGAAAAGUUGAUGCGAUAUACCUCCUUCCUAGGUUAAUUGACGAUUUAGUACAAAUGCGAGUUGUCGAUGUGGCUGCAGGAGACACUCACUGCUUGUCUUUGACUCACGAUAAUGAGGUGUACGCCUGGGGCAACAAUGUCACAGGACAAUGUGGUCUUGGUCACUCAACUUCCCCAAUAACCAGACCAAGGAAAGUGAUAGGAAUUGAAAGCGUUCCGAUACACCAGAUUUCGGCUGGAACAUCUCACAGUGUUGCUUGGACUGCCCUGCCUUCUGGAAGACAGGUUGUCACUUGGCACCGCCCUUUUUGUGUUGACCUACAGGAGAAAACGUUUGAAUACUUAAGGAUCUUCUUGGAGCAAUAUUGUGAUGGCUUUGAAAGCGCAAAACCACCUCAGCCAUUCAAUUCUGUCGAAGAACACCACCGAUUUGUCCACCACUGCUUGAAGCUGCUUUGCACACACCUUUCACUUUCGUUGGCCGGAGGUCUAGGGUCGUCUGUGUUGGGCAUGCAGUCUCAGCCCUUGCGCCAGCUUCUCUUCAGACUUGUAGACAUGGCUGCUCCAAACGCAGUGCAGCAAGCUGUCCAAGAAACGUUAUCAAUUGGGGCUCCAAUGCUUCUGCCACCUCUAAAGGAAAGGGUAGAUUUGCUCCUGAGUCUGCUUCCACAAAGCCAUAAGCUAUCAAAGGGCCAGAAACUGCUUCUAAACAUCGUUCUUGCGAGUCUGGAAGACCACUUGCACGUUUCUGCACUUCUUGGAUGUAAUGUGGACAAGUUUGAAGAUGGAAAUCCCACAGAUGUGUAUUUGACUAAACAGCUCAUCAAAACUUUACUCAAAACCCUCAGCUUUCAAACCGAUGGAUGUUUGGAUGAAGUUGAAAGUGGCACAGAAUUUGACUAUGGGAAAGAAGAGCUUUCCAAAUCCCAUGUGAAUGAACUGUUGUCAGCACUGCAAACCCACCUUUUGGCACGAUGCAAUUUUGAAGACGUCCAGAAAGAAGGAUCGUCAAAUAUUACUCAAGAGAAAAGCAUUGCUUAUGAAAUCCUCACAGAGCACUUGGAAGAUAUGUUCCAAAAUUCCGCAUCCGUCUUUGAAAGAAGCAGUACAAUUCUAACAGCAAACCCUAUGGUCAUCAACAAGCUACACAAUGUUAUAUUCCAUUCGACAGCUGGCGCGUCUUUGUCGAAGACUCUGCACGCUCUGCUACUUUUGCCAGUGAAAGAUAUUCAGCCUCUCCUAUUCCAUUUGCUAGCAAUGCUGGGACCAAUGGACAGGCUGAAUAGGAUUUUGCCAGCUGCGAGCCAACCUGAACAAGAAGUGGCCGACACCUCAUCAGACGCCAACACGCCGACCCCAAGUGAGCUGGUGGAAAUGACAGAAACAUCUUGGCUUUGGCUCUUAGAUUCUGAGCGAGCUUGCAGUUUGCUGGUUGGGCGAUGCCUUGGUGGCAUGUUGGCAGGAGAGCCUCAACAGCUUGUUGAGGCUCACUGUAGCAAUUGGCUGCACCAUCCACUCUUCAGCUAUGGUCUUGAUGCAAACAUUAGCGCAAAUUCCGACAUCGUGGUGAACGGCUUAAAAAAUUGGCUCCUUGACGAGACCCAAGAGGAGCCAGCUGCGCUGCUGUCUCUCCUGCAGCCUCCUGAGCUGGUUUCCUGGCUGAAAAGCCUGCAGUCUGCCAGCAGUGGAGGCGUGUGUCCACUCUUGGUGAAUUUGAUGGAUGCUGCGGAGAGAUACGAUUGGGACACCUGGGAGGAGAAAGGAAAUUUGAAACUAAGAAUUUCUGCCCUCCUUGUGCUAGUCGCUGUGUUGAAGCACACUGGACUUCUCACUCAGAUCACAAACGGAAACUUAAGCUAUGAGGACAAUAGAGUGCUGGAAAUCUUCAAACUGACGUUUGGCUUGCGAAGAAGGUUGAUAAAUUUGAAAGCCAUGAAAGAACAAGUGAUGCAACAGGCAGAUACUGAAGACCCUGUGCCGAGCACAUCUUAUGAUGAAAAUGAACAGAGAAGACUGAGAAAUGAAGAAGAUGAGCCUGAAGAAGGAGACACUAGUGAUGAUGGCACGAGGCAUUUUUAUGCUGACGAUCAAAAUCGAGCUGAUGAACAAGAAACAGGCAAAUGCGUGAUCAAAAUGAACAUUUCCUAUGAGGACAUGAUAGAAGUAGUCAUUCGCCGAAGCAUCUUUUUGAUUGCUUGCGUUCAGGGACCUGAAACUGCGUGGGAACUACGCGCCUGCAAAAGCACUUGGAAAUCUGACAUUCUCUGUGGAUUCAGCUAUACAGAUAUGGAAGUCCAACUUCCUCAAGCAAUCAUCAGAUUCGUCUGCAACGAGCCUGCUAGUGAGACAAUAAAAGGACACCCUGUUUCUACCCUCUACGAUCAAUAUGGAAUGAUGUACCACAGAGGCUGGUGCACUGAACCUGUCAGCAUUGCCGAAGCAAUGUUCAAGCAGCAGCAAAGAGCUGAAUCUCGUCUAGAGGCUCUGCACCAGAUACUUGAACUCUUAGCACCACAUGACAGCAGUGCUCCUGAACAUUCUUUAGAAAGACUGGUAUCCAAUUUCAGUCCUGAUACUGACGGUAGAAAAGGAACAUACUUGAUUGGAUGUGUACACCAACAACUUCUCUCUGGAUAUUUUGGGCUUGGAAGCAAAAACCAAGUCGCUCAUUAUUUGGACGGCGUUCGCUCAGCCAGGAAACACGAGCAAAAUCUGAUUAAAAGAGCCAUUCAUUGGAUUCACACAUUGCUGGUUCACUCUUUAUCGAAUGGGCUCUUUGAAAUUGAAGUGCCAGAAGGACUAUGGCAACAAAUGCAACUGUUAACAGUCUUCGUUCUGAGUGGCAAGUUUGAGCCUCAGGACAUAACAUUGGCCGUGACAAACAGGCUGUUGCCAUUGCUGGCUGACAUGUGCGCUUGCUCUUUACAUCUCUUGUCAGCAACUCCAACAUUGUCAGCUCCACUGCAAGGAACGCCCACCCUGGCUCUGGCCAGUUUGAGGUUACUGCAAGUUCUUUCCAUCUCCACUGGCCUUUAUUCCAACAAAUUGCAAUUCAGUGUCGUGGAGAGUGUGGUUCAGUUGCUGCAUUCUCUGCUUGAAAAGCUGUUGAACCUGGCGUCAAGUACGAAAUUCCAGAUCGAGGAAAAGAUUGUGGGUAUCAGUAGUUCACAGAGAGCAGCAGAAAGAGCUCUUGGUGACUUUCUUGUGUUUGUGAGAAGAAUUGCUGGCUGCCAAGCGAUCUCGUCGCUCAUCGCUUCUCGACAGUGGACUGACACCCUUUUGGCUAUUUGCUCGCAGUGUUCAGAAACUGGACUGCCAAGAAUUUCGUGUCUGAGGCCAAGACUCUUGGCUCUAAAGUUGCUUGGUUCAGUUCUGCCUUGCAUGAACAUAAAAGACUAUGAUCCAAGAGAGCAGGUAAUUAAAGAAUUGAUGAGACAGCUGGCAGCGAGCAUGUGGUCCUUGCCGACUAAAGUGUCUGAAAUGGAGGCGAAACAGAAGAACGAAUCGCUUCAAAAGAAACUGAUCAAACUCAGCAGCCCAACAUCAGAUGAGUUGUGGCCCCCAGGCGACCGUUCAGAUGAAAAUAUUCCAGUUCACGAAGUUAGUUUUGAUGUCGACAAAUGUCAUUGCUGCACUGUUGAAUCUGGCAGAAUGCUUGUCCACGGCUCUGGAGGACGAGGUUAUGGAUUAGCCACUACAGCAAUAACUUCAGGCUGUUAUCAAUGGAAAUUCCUGAUUGUAAAGGAAAACAGAGGCAAUGAAGGAACUUGUGUAGGAGUAUCUCGCUACCCAAUCAAGGAUUACAACCACAGAACGACUACAGACAUGUGGCUGUAUAGAGCAUACAGUGGAAACUUGUACCACAACGGAGAACUUCCACUCAGCUUGCAAAGUUUCACGCAGGGAGAUUACAUCACUGCUGUCUUGGACAUGGACGCGAGGACCUUGAGUUUUGGCAAAAAUGGAGAAGAGCCGAGACUCGCUUUCGAAGACCUUGACUGCUCAGAGCUUUACCCAUGCAUUAUGUUUUACAGCAAUAGUCCCGGGGAGAAGGUGAAACUGACCGACAUGCAAGUGCGAGGCUGUCCAAGAGAUCUCCUGCCUGGGGAGCCGCAUUGCUCACCGUGGCCGUCAGCCUUGGCUGAAGCUCAAGUUUGUCUGAUUAGAACUCUCCACUCUUCAGCUACGUGGAAUGAAACUAUCAAUUAUGCUCUGAUCGAAAGACUUUCGGCCGCAAAGGAACUUCUUCCUGCUGUUGUAGAGCAGAAGAGACAUGACCUCAGAUACUCUCUGAGCGACUCUGCAGUCCACGCCAGAUUAGCGGAGGUUGAUGAUCAAACCGAGUGUGAUCUGGAGAAUAGAAUGAUUUUGGAACAACUCUGCAAGGAGGUCUGGCCUGCUCUUGCUGUGAUUGGAGGUGUUGACUCUGGUUUGCGAGUUGGCGGCUUAUGCGUUCACAGUCCAACUGGCAGAAAAGCAACGAUUUUAGGCACUCUCAAACAAGGACUGUCGACCGUCAAACUGCAGUGGGUGGACAAGGAGUCUGACAUCAGUGACGGAUCGUUCAACCAUCUUGCACCUUGCAACGCGGUUCCAUUCGACACAGCUCAGUUUGUUGGCCUCACUGCGGAUAUUAUCAAGCAAGUGACCAAACUCAGUGGCAUUACAGACGAGUUGAGCUUCCCGAACAUAAAGCAAGAAAUCGACACUUUCCAAGAAGAUAGCUCCAGUAACGACUUGCUCUCUGGAGAUUCUUGCGCAGAGGAGGUUUGCAGCAGGGCAUCAGUUGAUGCUUUGACAAACCAACUGGUCUCGAGCAUCAUGAAAGAAGUGACCAAAGGCGCUGCUGCGAUCAAAAAGGAAAAGGAGCAACGAGAGACAGAUGCGGACGAAAAGACUAAGGCUGCGAAUAGAGCUGCUGUUAGGUUACAGCUGGAGCAAGAGAAACUCGCGUUGCAAAUAGCGUAUAUCCAGUUUGCUUCUCUGAAAGCGCUGCGUGCGAUUUUGUGCAGUAGUAAUUACUCUGAAUUGCUUCUUUUCCAAAAUUCUGAUGAUAAAAAAGAUGAGGCAAAGGAAGGACUCCCUGAUUCAUCGUCUUUAAAGGAGGCAAUCCAAGAUGUGUUGAGGUGGUUGGUAAGAGCCAGCGUGAAAGCGUGUGGUCUGAAGCAUCUAGCCAGUGUUGGAGAUUUGGAGCGGGCGCAGUCAGUUUUGCAUUUCAGCAUGGUAAAAGCGUGUGCGGAAGAGGAACUGCAGAUCAAAGAAACGGAAGGACACAUUCGCAGCAUCCUAAAUCAACGAGAUAAUGGAUCUGCAAAAGAUGAGUGCACCACAGGAAAUCAGGAGACAUCUGGAGAGUCAUCGCCAAGCAUGUUGUCUGCGCGGACGCACAUGGUGAAGCGUCUUUACCGAAAACUCAUAAACUAUCCACCUUCGAUCCCUCCAUCGUCUCUGUCUGUUUCUUCAUUCCUGAUGAACAGCUUUUCAGAGACGUCUACUCCUCACAGCCCAGGCCAAGCCACCUCAUCUUCCGCCUCCAGCACGCCGCAGUCUGCUCCGCCCCCGAUAACUAAAUACAGGAUCAGAUCUCCUUCACCUCCCUCUUUGCCUGUCGCUGCGCCUUUGCUGGAGAUGGGAUUUUCGCUCAAGCACGUCCAAAAAGCUAUCCAUGCUACAGGAAGCGCUGGUGACAUGUCUGCAAGGACGAUCAAUCAGCUGGUGAUGUGGAUGAUAGAACAUCCCUGCAUUGACUCAAGCGAAUCACCUCCGUCAGAAGGUGCCUCUUCCUCCACAAUUCGAGGAUUCUACUCUUCAGAAGGAGCAGCCGCAGCCCCGGCAUCUGAGCCUAGACUCUUUGACGUUGAAAUUGCUGAUCCGUCAUCUGGAAUUUUCACCCCGUGGCUCUCUCGAAAUACAACAAGUCACACGCGAGAGCAAGACUCUGCUUUCUAUCUCAGAGGACUUGGUCCGCGGCGCAGGGCUUCCUCUGACAUUCGAAAUUACAUGUCAGAAAGAUCCAGCUCGCAGGAGCACGAGAGAGGCAGUAGUGGUGCCAGCAGUAGGGAAAGACCCUUUGGCCGAGGAUUGCAGAGUGGCGAAAGCAGGCCCAAAAGGAGAGUCAUUGGAGUGCCGCACUUCCUCUCGGACAUGGAUUCUGCUCUGACAAGACUCGACAGAUGGGACUCUGCUGCGUACGAGUCUGCCUUUGAAUCUGGCUACUACAUGGAUGUGGACCGAAAUUCCACCUGCGAUGUGUGCAGAGCGUCCUGUGAGCGUCUGGAGAGAAGAUUCGUUGACAAUGCUCCUGAAUCAGUUGCCCCUCUCCCUGUCUCUGUGAUCUACGUUUGCCCUGAUUGCAAAGAAAAUUUGCCUCACAGCACUGAGGCAGCUGGUUGUGACUAUUUGCACCGUAGAGCGUCGUCUCCAAUGCCAUUGUCAUCUAAGCUAGGCUCCGCAAGAUCUAGUCACCCAUCCGCUCUGGUAGCUCCUGACUUGGUCGGCCCUGUACCAUUCGAAACAAAAGCAGCAGCAGUAGGAGGUGCAUUGGAUGACAAUGUAAUCAAAGAAAGCAAGCCAGUCGACGUUGCGCCUUUCCUCAUCCCCCAUCUGAACUACGAUGAAAUCAUUUUGCACGAGCCUGACCCACUUGGCACCAACCAAGUUCCUAUUGUGACAUCAGAAGUGAAAGAAGGAUCCGGGACCAUUUUGGCUUCAAGUGAUGAUAGACCCUCAUUGGGAGAGCAAGCUUCCUGGCUGGCAAACUCAAAGGAGAGGCAAAUAGCCUUGCAACGCACGACAAAUGCUGCCCAGAUUUUGGUUGCUCGAUCUGUGGUCAUGUCUACCCUUUCACUACUCUCCUCAAGUGGCAACGCAUGUAGCCUUCCGGCCGGCCUGCAGUCUAUGGGUCUGAACGACAUUCGCCAACUUGUGCAUUUGAUGAGCCUUACUGCCAGUGGCAGAAUCGAGCUGCCCUCUGAUUACAGCGUGACGCUUGAAAGUAUCUCUCCGCCAAAGAACAACGCAUCUGGUGCCGCUACGUCCAAAACAAACCACUACCUUCAGCAUUUAAGUAAUGCUAUUUCGUGCCUGGCGGUCAGCAAUAGUGAGGCCGCCAACAUGGUUGUUAACAUCUGCACAAAAGAUCUCCUGGACAUUGCUGUUGGAAGGCGAAGUAGUUCAAAUCCACUUUCAUACGAAAUAUCCUCACAGACGUCAAAUUUUUCUGUGACUCAAGCCCUAGUCAAUCUGUUGACGACCAAGAAAAAGUCUUCGUUGUCAAGCACUAACAAAGGAGAUGAAACUCCCAAGGCGCUGAGCAGCCCAUCAGAUCCGCAAGUGCAAAACAUUCUGCAACUGGCAAAUGCUUUAUCAGCCUGCGUUCUAUCAGCGCAUUUGGAACCGGGAAACAAACAGUGGGCUUCAGAGCAACUGGUGAAAUGCAUUGCGAAUUCAGCCGAAGAGUUUCCCAUCCAUCAAAUAGAAACCAAAUCAAUGUCAGAUUUGCUGGGAGUUCUCCCAAACUGUCCUGUGUCUGAGUUGGAAGGCCACGGCAACAGAGUUAAUCUAGUUGUCUGGAAUGAAGACAGAAAGCUUAUCGCUUCAAGUGGCUUUGAUGGAACUGUUCGCAUUUGGAGCCCUGGAAGUUGCAAUCCUGGACAGAUUCAGAUGGAAGCCACUUACAUGUUUUGCAAAUCAGAAGGAGUUUAUGGAGACGAACUGCAAGGGGAAGUAAUCCAACCUCUAAUGUGGUCCUCCUCCGGCCAGUACAUCGCUGCAGCCAUGGGCAACACAUUGAAUAUUUGGCACAUUCCAGAUGACUGUCCCACAGGAAUCCAAUCAGUAUCUCAACAAAACUCCAUCAUUACGGCUUUUUCUUGGCCACAAACCCUAACUGUGGGAGAAAACCAUGAACUUCUUCUAGUUGGCCACACCGACGGCACUGUCAGUUGCGUCCGUGUCACAUCUUCUGGCCACAUCUCAUCUGAGGACCUGCCACAUUGCGCUCAGCCAAACUCUCGCACAACACAAAUUUCCUGGUUCUCUGAGGAGAAAGACUUCGCGAUUGCGUUCACUGACGGAACUAUUAAAUUCGGAAGACUCUCUUUGGACUCGUCCAUUCACUCUGUCAACGCCCACAGGGGAACUGUAACAAGCAUACGAUGGGAUCAACGAGGCAAGCUUUUGGCCUCGAGCGGUGCCGAUGGCCGGUGCUGCAUUUGGAGUCAUCAGCAGCGAACCUGGAACUGCGUGCAUGAACUAACGCUAGCACAGGAGCCAGCGUCAGUCGUUUGGUCGCCGUUGAUUGACCAGUCAAAAUUGGUCCUGUGUGUCGGCGGAGUGAACGGCACAGUCAGCGUCUGGCUGGUGCCUGACAACUUGGAGCAGGAGAACUGCAACUCGGUUCCAAAACUAGUCUUUGAACUUCUCGACAACUCCAAUUACGCAGUGACAGCUCUCUCCAUCAGCAAAGAUGGCUCCAUGCUUGCAACAGGGUGCCUCAGGGGUUUGAGCGGAGUAAUCAACAUUUGGUCUCUUCACGAUGGCAGUUUGCUCCACACGAACACUGGUCCUGGUGGUGUUCAGGGUUUGUGUUGGAUUGAAAGCGUUGCUUUGGCAGUCUGCUUUGCCAGAUCAAAGGACAUUCGUGUCCUGCACACAUCCCCUGAUUGGCUCGAGAGCGUGCGGCUGCUCUCCCGAGGCAGAACUGCCUUGGCGCUACACGGCCUUGGAGGACUUCACAAAGCUGCUGCAUUCAAAACUCUCCUUACCCACCUACAUCUGCUUCUGGCCAACCAGUACAAACACGAGCACAGAUUGGUUUCCACUGGCGAACAACUAACCUACAGCAGUCACCUCAGGAGCUUGGUGUCAUUGGCAAUGAUUCUCGAUCUAGACGCAAUCCUUUGUUACACGAAUGUUCCUGUAAAUCACGAAGAGUUUGGACAAGUUGUUCCAGAAUGGCAAUGGCUACAGACAUUUUCGGUUGUCGUGAAGACUGCAGAAGCUCUAAUCAAGAGAAGUUCCUUGCCCCAAAAGUUCAUUUCCAUCGUUAAACUACCACAAGGUGAAGGUGUCAAGCCCGAUCCUUUCAACCAGUCAUUUUGGAGUCUCCAGGCGGACCAAGAAAUCAUGUCAUGGGUGACUCAACAGCCAGGAGACUGGCAGAUCGGUGGAAACUGCCAAGCGUUUCUGUGGGGCAGCGGCAAACAUGGCCAGUUGGCUGAAGCAGGUCGCGUUUGCCUGUUUCCCGUGCUGACCAUGUCAUUCUCGAGCGCCCAGCAAAUUGUUUGCGGCCAAAACUGCACUUUCGUAAUCCAAGCAAACGGGUCUGUGCUGGCCUGCGGAGAAGGAAGCUACGGGAGACUGGGCCAGGGAAACGCUGAUGACCUCCACACGCUGAGCGUCAUUUCCACCCUUCAAGGAUUUGUCAUCACCGCCCUGGCCACGUCCGGCGGCUCGGAUGGGCACAGUUUGGCUCUUGCUGAAAGUGGAGAGGUCUUUUCUUGGGGAGAUGGUGACUACGGAAAACUCGGUCAUGGGAAUAGUGACCGGCAGAGGCGACCAAGACAGAUAGAAGCGCUUGUGCGUGAAGAAGUAGUUCAGCUGGCUUGUGGAUUCAAACACAGCGCAGUGGUUACUGCUGAUGGAAAACUGUUCACCUUUGGAAGUGGAGACUAUGGCCGACUUGGUCUCGGAUCGACUGCAAACAAAAAGCUGCCUGAACGUGUCACGAGCCUGAUCGGAUUUAAAGUUGGCUAUGUCGCGUGUGGAUUGAAUCACACAGCCUGCAUUUCAACUGACGGGCUGACUGUUUGGACCUUUGGCGACGGCGAAUUCGGCAAACUCGGCCUUGGCUGCCCAGGAUCAAAGAUGACACCUCAAAGAGUAGAAGCAUUGGGUGGAGUGUGCAUCAAGAAAGUGUGCUGCGGAGCCCAGUUUACAGUUUUCCUAGCCUCAGAUGGAAGAGUUUUUACAUGUGGCUUGGACAGGCUCAUUGGCCAGCCGGAAAAUCGAAUGCGAGGACACAAUCGACCGCAGCAGGUUUUGGCUUUGUCUGGAAUAUUCGUUGAGGACAUCGCGGCUGGUGCGGAGCAUACCUUGGUUUUGACAGCAACUGGAGAUGUGUGGGGCUGGGGAGUGAACAGUGAAGGCCAAAUUGGACUGGGGCACACCCUUCUCGUCAAGGAGCCGCAGCUUAUUUCCCAACUCAGCGGAAAGAAUAUUAAACAAGUGUCUGCCGGGCGCAAUCACAGUGCUGCGUGGACGACACCAAAGCCGCCCCGAAGGCAGCCUGGCACUUCCCCUCUGCAGUACUUGGCAAUGCCCAGUACUGUUCCUGCUCAAUAUCACAGACUGCAAAGCAUCCCGAUCCCAGCCAUCCAGGCGCGUUUGCAGCUGCUUUGGGGUUUCUCCUGUUUGCUGUAUUCCUGCUGGGAGCUCCUACCGCUCAUUCCUCAAAGGGAGAACGCGAAUUGCAACAUGCUGCAGGGCAUUGUCUGCGGCCCUCUGAGAAACCUGUUAGCUCCUGGCGUGUAUACACUGCCGCUCGUCAGGUGCAUUGGGCGCACAAUGAUCCAAGGCCGCAAUUUCGGACCGCAGGUUACAGUCAGGAGACUCGCAACCAGGGGAAAGAAGGCCAAGCCAAUAUUCUUGCAAGUCGCGCAGCAGGUGGUGACAAUGAAGUCUGCGGACUUGAGACUGCCAUCAAGGGCGUGGAAGGUUAAGUUGGUCGGCGAGGGCGCGGAUGACGCUGGAGGCGUUUUUGACGACACAAUUACGGAAAUGUGCCAAGAAUUGACGACAAAUGCAGUUCCCCUUCUUCUUGCCACGCCAAACUCCGUAAACGACACUGGAUAUAACCGCGACAAGUUCAUCCUGAAUCCUCAGUUGACCUCGCCUUUGCACCUAUCUUGGUUCAAAUUUCUUGGAAUCCUCUUUGGGGUCGCGAUCAGAACCAAGAAGCCUUUGGCUGUUCCUCUAGCGCCGAUUGUGUGGAAGCUGCUUGUUGGUGACUUUGUUACAAUUGAUGAUUUGGAGGAGGUUGAUGCACUUUACGCUCAAAGCCUGAGAGGCAUUCGCGACAUUCAUUUAUCUGGAGUCACUGAGGCCAAUUUCAGUGAGGUUAUUCCCUUGGAGUGUUUUGAAGGGAGCAGUUGGAGCGGAAAGCUUGUGCCGAUAGUGUCUGGGGGAAGGAGCAUUCCUUUGACUUUUGCGAGCAGAGCAGAGUAUGUGGAGAGAGCUAUUGAGUUCCGACUGAAAGAAAUGGACCUGCAAGCCGCGGCGAUUAGAGAGGGCAUGGCGGGCAUCAUUCCCGUGCCCUUGCUCACUCUGGUCACGGCGCAACACUUGGAACAGCUUGUUUGCGGCUUGCCUCACAUCUCCAUUCCUCUUUUGAAGAAAGUUGUUCGGUACAGGGAAGUUGAUGAAAGCUCUGAACUAGUGCAAUGGCUGUGGAAUAUUUUGGAAAACUUUUCUAAUGCAGAGAGGGUGUUGUUCAUGCGUUUUGUGUCUGGACGGUCUCGCUUACCCGCUAAUUUGGCAGAUCUUUCUCAGCGCUUUCAAGUUACGAAGGUUGAUCAUGCCACUGAUGGACUACCAACAGCACAAACUUGUUUUUUCCAGCUGCGCUUGCCUUCAUACAGUAGCCAGGAAAUCAUGGCUGAGCGGCUCAGAUACGCGAUUAACCAUUGCCGUUCGAUCGACAUGGACAAUUACAUGUUGGCCAGAAAUGCUGAUCAUGGCCAUUCCGACGAAGAGUACUAGAAAAGUUUUUUUAUUUGUGGUGAUGGAUGUUUUUUGUGUUUAACCAACUAGUCUUUUCUUUCGCUUGAAAAGUGUUGUAUGCUUAUUAAAGUUUAUGUUACAAUGAG